UUUUGUGGUUUUCAUUUUCGCGAGCUAACCGCGAAAAUUUGAAGCUGUGUGUGUGCUCGCGCUCGAACUCGCGCCUUAGUAGUUACGUCGUUUUUUUUCGGUUGUUGUUUAUUACUAUCGCUGAGGGGCGAUUUUACACGAUUGAUGUGUGACAGAAAUCAAACGAUAAACAAUCAAGUGAAGUUCCUAAAGUGCCUUUAAAGAAUACUAGAAACCAGUGCCUUAGAAUCUACCUCACCUUCCUAGAGUGCCCUCAAACGAUGGUCGGUUCCGGUCGGCCCGAUGAAUUGGCACCGACUUAGCGACAAGCUUUCGCCACUCAAAAUGAUGACCUCGGUCACGAGCAAGAAGGUCGACUAUCUGGCCUCGUCCACGCCGACCUCGACGGCCACUCCGGCCUCGACGAGUCAGCCGGACAGUCUGGACCUGGACUACGACAUGUGGCAGGGCCAGUUCGAGUUCGUCGGACCUACGGUAGUCGAUCCUUCCGGGCCCAUGAGGGUCCAGGAUUCCAACCUCAUCUCAUCGCACACCGCUUCAUCUAGUCUGGAAGAUCUGCGGCUGAAGGAUUACAUCCCUCCCGAUCAGCCGGUGCUGAUCGACGAGGAAACCUUCCUCAGCCUGCAUCCGAACGAUUUUCCAUCCUCCGGGCCUCAUUCCGGGCUCUUUCUGGACGAGUACAACAUCGGAGAAACGCAACAACAACAGCCGUUGAACAAUAACAACAACAACAGUCUGAUCACAAACAUCAACAACAACAAUAAUAUACUCAACAACAAGUUGCUGAACAACAAAACCAACAACUUGAUAAGCUGCUCGGUCAUUAUCGAGGAGAAGAAUGCCAAAAACAAUCUGAUCAACAACAACCUUAAGUUGAUCGGAGACAAUCCGGAGCUGGGCGGAAACAAAUUCAUUCUGAAGUCCAAUCACGCGACCAAUCACAACAACAAGAUGGGCGGUCUCAUCAAGACGGAUCUGUGUGAUAAUUUGAACGAACAGCUGGAGAUUCUGCAGCGGCAAGUGACGAACCUGGCCGAUACGCAGAACAAUGUCGAGGACCGGACCAGUCGGACCAAGGCGGAAUAUGCGGUGCUGCAGGCCCGAUACCACAUGCUGGAAGAACAGCUGAGGGAGACGGAACUGCGAGCGGAGGAGCGACUGGCAGAGGAACAGAAACGGCACCGGGAGCUGUUGGCACGGGUUGAGCGGGAAGCCAAGUUGCAGAACGAGAACUGCCAAAUCCGGAUACGAACCAUCGAACUGGAGGCGAAUCAGCUGCGGGAAGAGGUGGCUCGGUUGAGGCUGCAGGCUGACAAACAGGCUGCCGAUCUGCACUCGACGGAGGAGAAGCUGGAACGGACCCGGGAUGGACUGAUGGUGGCCCAACAGGAGCUGGUCGAAGCCAAGGCCGAGGAGAAGAAACACAAAGCCGACAAACAGGCAGCCGAGGACCUGAUGGUGGAACUCGGCAAGGAAUGCGAACGGCUACGAUCGGAACGUGGACCCGCCCUACCCACAACAUCGCCCGAAUCGCUUCGGCUCGAGGAGCUGCACCAAGAGAUGGACGAACUGCGGCAGAAGAACAAACAACUCGAAGAAGCCAACGAGGAACUGCAAGCCAUGGUGCUGACCAAGGGCGUCGAGGAGGGUCGAAAUCUCCUAAAUGGCACCACCAACAGCUUGGCCCAGGAGCUGGAAGCCAUGAGCCAGAAUCAGGAUACCGUUGAUUCGUCCACCUUAGAGUCAUUAACUCAGCUUCAAGUCGCAUUCCAGGACAAGGAAGAGGAAAACCGUCGGCUGAAGCACUACAUCGAAACGAUUCUGCUGCAGGUGGUCGAACACUAUCCGCAGCUGUUGGAGGUGAAGGCGGCCUAAGGAUGUGACUUUUUCGAAAGAAAAAGUGCCCCCCGAAACAACACCACAAAACAAAAACAACAACAAACAGCAACACAUUAUCACUAGCACCUAGUACUACUAUUAAUAAUACUUGUUAAUACUAUCACUACUUAUACUACUACUACUACUAUUGAAUUUUUAGUAUAGAUAGUUGUCUUUUGAGAAAAGAAAAGUUAGGCAAGUGAGGAUUUAUAACAAAACAAGAUGAUCAGUACUUUGAAACGCGUUCAGAAUUAGAACGUCGCUUGUGUGAUAUUGCAUGAAAAGUUUACUGUUUCCGAUUGGUUUUUUUUAAAAUGAUUUGCUCACGUGUUUGAUAACUGUCCUUCUAGGAUUUCGAAAUUGAAAAAACUGUUCGAGUUCAACAAGUUAUCAGUAUCGCGUUGAUAACAUACGUCCAAAGACAAGCACAAGUGUAGAGAGUUAUAAUUUUUCCGUUUGCAUAUUUAUGUAAUUCGUGCUUCUGUCUGAGGUACGUUCGAGAGAUUUAGAAGAAAACAAAAGAAAGGAAACGCAUCUUACAAGCAAUACAUAUAUUUUAUAUCUUUAAUAGAGUUUAAAAGUAACACACUACAGACACAAACACAGAUACGAACUCUAGUGAGAAGACUAUUUUGCGUUUAGCGUGUAAGCUAAAGAGAAUAUCUUUUAUAUAUGUGUAUUUUAUAUAAAAAAAAAGGAAAUUAUAUCUUUUUCGACUUCUGGGAAACCAAAUUAUUUAAUGUUUGCAUGAAAAGAGAUGGUUUUAUCGAUGGAAAAUUCAAAAAUUGGUGUCAAGGUAUACGAGAAGGUUUUAUUCGAAUGAAAAAGUAAAAAAAAAAUCGUUACAACAAUCAUCCAAACUAUUAGCAUGCUCAAUCUUAUUGAAUUGCAAAUUUUAAGCAAUUGACAAAAAACCGCCUUUUUAAAAUCGGUAAUCCGUUUCGCCUUUAGAUAUGUGACUAAUAAAAACAUCUCGAAAUGCUUAAAAUUUUGUAAACUGUUGGGUGCUUUAAGAAAACCUUAUUUUCCAAAACGUUGCCGUCUCUUUUUUGCAUUCAAGAAGAAAAAAUGUACUAAAACCACCCCUAUAUUGUAAAUAUUCUGAUCCCUUGAGUAAUAUAUCCCCCUCUUUUUGUAGUUAACUAAGAAAGUCUAACCCGAACUGAAAUUUGUAGUUGAAAAAAAAGAGCAGAGUAACAUGCUAUGUGAUGUUCUCAAAAGAAAUGAAAACUGAAUUUACACAAGCUCACAAAACAUACAGAAACACAAAGCAGAGAGUUUGUAGAAAACAAAAUUGUUGAACAACUCCAAUCGGAAUUUGAUGCAUUAUUCAUACUCGGUAACCAAGUUGUAUUUACCAACAAUCCUUAUACACACAUAGUAGACAAACAAAAACAACAAAUUAACAUGAAUAGAAUCAAAACAACACAAACAAUAGAACUGAAGGAUGGCUCGAAAGUGAAAAUCCCUCCUAUGAGAAGAGAACGUAUUACAAAUGAAACAAUUUUAAAUUGGAUGCCAAAAUAGCGCUCUACUUUACUUAUUGAAGAGGUAAACAAAUGAAAAAUGUUACUGUAUUAGUGAAUAUAUUGAAGAAAAAAAAGAAGGAGAAGAAAAGUUGGUAGCAAAAUCCCCGAUGAGAUGAAUAAAUAUUAACUGAAAAC
Molecule: messenger RNA, 3542 nt
Organism: Uranotaenia lowii
Lineage: Eukaryota; Metazoa; Arthropoda; Insecta; Diptera; Culicidae
Gene: nuf
Product: rab11 family-interacting protein 4B
Exons: 7
Coding region: 283-1875 (530 amino acids)
Biological process (GO): regulation of cytokinesis; endocytic recycling
Cellular component (GO): midbody; endocytic vesicle; recycling endosome membrane
Source: RefSeq, a predicted model, not a curated record